This is a messenger RNA of Nymphaea colorata (pocket water lily), 2041 nucleotides long. Its product is annotated as probable flavin-containing monooxygenase 1. Gene Ontology annotation, molecular function: NADP binding; flavin adenine dinucleotide binding; N,N-dimethylaniline monooxygenase activity. The coding region runs from base 384 to 1949 and encodes 521 amino acids. The transcript has 6 exons. Lineage: Eukaryota; Viridiplantae; Streptophyta; Magnoliopsida; Nymphaeales; Nymphaeaceae. The record is from RefSeq and is a predicted model, not a curated record.
CAUAAUUGAAGAAGAACUACACAAGACUUGCAGAAAUCAUGGACCUCAAUUUUGAUCUUUGGAGGUUCCCUACUGCGUGGGACGAAGCUUCGUAUCAAUUAAUUCUCCAAAUGAACAGAAGCUUCCCACAGUCAACCAUCCUCAGAAACGUGUAGCUCACAUCCCUCCACGACAUCCAUGAAGUUUGGAGCAUAGCAGCAAGGAAUCCACGCUGUAGCCCCUCCCUCAAGAAACCCCAAUCUCUCCCCCCUCUCUCUCUUGAUCAUGUAUAGAAGUGUGCAACUCUAAAUAUCCCAUGCUGUAAUCAGAGUGCAUCAGUUUCUCUUCCAAUCCCAUCUCAUUCUAAGCAUCCCCUGUUUCAUCAGGCAAGAGAACAUUGAACAAUGGCGGCCGUGAAGAAAGUAAUUGGCAUCAUUGGUGCUGGGGUCAGUGGGCUCAUCGCCUGCAAGUAUGUGCUGCAAAAGGGGUUCCAUCCUGUUGUCUUCGAGGCGAGCGACGCCAUUGGAGGGGUGUGGACUCAGACCAUAGCCUCCACCAGGCUGCAGACGCCGAAGUUCGUCUAUGAGUUCUCUGACUUCCCAUGGCCUCCCCACGUGAACGACGCCUUCCCCGACCACGAUCAGGUCCUCCAUUACCUGCAGUCUUAUGCUCAGCACUUCGACCUGCUCAAGCACGUAAGGUUCAACUGCCGGGUGGAGGGCGUGGAGUACGUCGCCGCCUCCGGCGACGGCCAAGUUGUGUCGUGCGACCGAUGGGGAGGCACCGGCGACGCCUUCGGCUCCGAAGGGUGUUGGCACAUCACCUUCCAUGACGCACUGCUUAAGUCCAACCAUGUCAUGGAAGUGGACUUCAUAAUCCUGUGCAUAGGACGCUUCAGUGACUUCCCCAACCUGCCGGAGUUUCCACCUAACAAGGGGCCGGAAAUCUUCCGAGGACAGGUGAUGCACUCCAUGGAUUACUCUCGCUUGUCCGACUCCGACGCCGCUGUCCUUGUCUCGGGCAAGCGUGUUGUCGUAGUUGGCUUCCAAAAGUCCGCCGUCGACAUCGCCGCGGAGUGCGCCAAAGCCAAUGGGUUGAAGAGUCCAUGCACUCUGCUCUUCAGACAUCCUCAGUGGACCAUUCCUAGUUUUAAUGCAUGGGGUGUGAAUCUCGCAUUCUUAUACCUCAGUCGCUUGUCAGAGUUCCUGGUGCACAAGCCUAACGAGGGAGCUCUACUUAGUUUGCUGGCUACCUGUCUCUCUCCAUUGAGGUGGAUGAGAUCCAAAUUCGUGGAAAGCUACAUCAAAUGGAAGCUCCCUUUGAAGAAGUACAACAUUGUGCCCAACCAUAGCUUUGACGAGCAGAUCUCCUCCUGCAGGAUUGCACUCCUACCAGACAGAUUCUAUUCGUGUGUGGAGGAAGGGAGUAUCAUGCUCAAGAGAGCUGCCAAUUGGAGCUUCUGCGAGAAGGGCGUGGUUUGUGAGCAAGAUGCUUCUCCUGUGGAAGCGGACCUUGUAAUCCUUGCCACCGGAUAUAGAGGGGAUAAGAAGCUCAUGAACAUCUUCAAGUCCCCGUUGUUCCAGAAGAUCGUGUCAGGAUCAGAGUCCAAUACACUUGGCUUAUACAGAGAGUGCAUCCACCCGCGGAUUCCGCAGGCCGCCAUCAUCGGCUACUCAGAGAGUUUAUCUAAUUUGUAUACAUCAGAAAUGAGAAUCCGGUGGGUGGUUGAAUUCAUGGAUGGUGGUUUCAAACUUCCAAGCACAAGGCAGAUGGAAGAGGAUGCCAAGAAGUGGGAGAAGUACAUGAAGCAAUACUCAGGAAGCCAUUUCCGGAGGUCAUGUGUAGGAGCAGUUCACAUCUGGUACAAUGAUCAGCUCUGCGAAGACAUGCGGCGCAACCCAAGAAGAAAAGGCAGCUGGUUUGAAGAACUUUUCAUUCCAUACUUUUCUAAGGACUAUGCCAAUCUAUGAUUUCCACCCUAUGUUCAGGACAAGGUGGAUUACGUAUUCUUCUGUGAAAUUUUGCAUGUUGCAAGUUAAAAGAAUGACAAUAAAAAAGAGUU